Messenger RNA from Uranotaenia lowii, 576 nucleotides. RefSeq lists its product as uncharacterized. The coding region runs from base 48 to 401 and encodes 117 amino acids. The record is from RefSeq and is a predicted model, not a curated record. Lineage: Eukaryota; Metazoa; Arthropoda; Insecta; Diptera; Culicidae. The transcript has 3 exons.
UUCAAGUACAGAUUUGGGUGAAAACGGUUCCACCUGCAUCGAUCGUGAUGAAGAAUGCUGGUCGUCAUUAUGCCCAAGUCGUCCGGAAGAAGGCAUAUUUUCCUGUCUGCAGGGGAAAAGAAGAGUGUUCUCUUAUAGAGGGAAUUAAAAAAGAUCUGACCCUGCAAAUACAAGAUCUCCGCUUGAUUUCUGAACUGACAGAAGGACAUCAAAGAUGCUCUCCAGUGUGGCGAUUGAACCGGGAACCUUUCACGGAUACAAAAGCUUUGCUGAAAACUAAACCACCCUUUCUGUCCUCACGGUCUGAACCUGCUUGGUAUUGGGUGUGCAUUUUGGAUACUGCUGGAAUUCAGAUUUUCUUCCACGUACACAAAUUUAUCGGCCUUCCUGAAAUGCCGUAAAAGUAAUUCCCUUGAACUUUUCCAAGUAUUCCGGAAAAGGGACAUAGGUACCUUCCGUUCGUGCGUAAGGCUGUAGAUCGACAAGGGUGAUGGACAAGAAAAUCAUCUUAGAUUGCCGUGGGCAGUGGGCUAGGCUCUUCAAGGCCCGGAAUCGAGAAAUCAGUGGCAAUGAAAA